This is a messenger RNA of Menidia menidia (Atlantic silverside), 648 nucleotides long. The record is from the annotation of a GenBank genome assembly. NCBI's taxonomy places the organism in Eukaryota, Metazoa, Chordata, Actinopteri, Atheriniformes, Atherinopsidae.
AUGAUUCUACUAACAAUAAUCGCCCGCGUAGCGGACGGACUUCCGCUGGCUGCGUCCAUCCAGGAGGACGAACAGUCAGGCAGAGACCUGCAGCAGUACCAGAAUCAGGCCAAACAGCUUUGCCGCAAGCUGAACUCUCAGAGUCCAGACCGCUGUACGUUGGAGGCCGGACCGCUGAGCUUCCACUAUUUGAUAGCCCAGGGAGUGUGCUACCUGUCCCUCUGCGAGGCCUCCUUCCCUAAAAAGAUGGUCUUUGCCUACCUCGAAGACCUCCACAACGAGUUCUAUGACCAGCAUGGACGAAGAGUGCCCACCGUGACGCGGCCGUACUCCUUCAUUGAGUUUGACACAUACAUCCAGAAAGCAAAGAAGUCGUACGUGGACAGCAGGGCCCGGAGGAACCUGGGCAGCAUCAACACGGAGCUCCAGGACGUCCAGAGAAUCAUGGUGGCCAACAUCGAAGAAGUUCUGCAAAGAGGGGAAGCCCUUUCCGCUCUGGACACCAAAGCCAGCAACCUGUCCAGCCUGUCCAAAAAGUACCGCAGCGACGCCAAAUACCUCAACACCCGCUCCACCUACGCCAAGGUGGCCGCCGUGGCCGUCGUCCUGGUCACGCUCGUCGUCUACGUGCGCUUCUGGUGGCUCUGA